UUUACGGCGUGGUCGGGAAGUCGAACCUUCCGAGCAGUGCCCAGGAAGGGAGCCUUGCCGACGGGCUGAGCAGUGUUCAGGUGUUGCUGUGCUGAGGCACCCUGUAAGAAGCCUGCCACAUAACAAGGCGUAACAGGGAACACAAUGUCCUUUUGCUCGUGGUUUAAAGACGAGGAAUAUAGAGAUAAUUUCGAGCCAGGCAUCUAUGUAUGUCGUAGAUGUGGUCAUGAACUUUUCUCAAGUAAAAUGAAAUACAGGCAUGAGACCCCUUGGCCAGCUUUCGUUAAAACCAUUCACACUGAUUCCGUCCAAAAGCGAAAAGAAAGCAAACUGGCCUUGAAGGUGUCAUGUGGAAAGUGUGGCAAUGGACUGGGCCAUGAAUUCCUUAAGGAUGGACCAGAUGGAAAGAUGUCAAGGUUCUGAAUAUUCUCACACUCCCUCAAGUUUAUUCCUAAAACUGAGGGAGGCCAGAUCCUGAAUGGAUCAGCUGAAGGCAAAUGGAAAUUCCUGAGACAGGGACGGCACCUGCAAGUUGCCGUCCAGCUCCUCUCAGAAGAAGGAAGAAUGUAGACUGGUUUAAUUUCAGCUUCACCUAAGUGUUCCUGUUAGGAAUAUCUGUAUAUUAUUGUUGGAAUGAUUUGAAGAAAAUAGAUUGACUAACAAUUUUAAGAUUGAUGCAAUUUUGAACUGGCAGAUAACCUUCCAGAAUUGAUUGUUAAUUGUUACUUAAUGCUGAGGAAAGUGCCAAAAAGACACAUUUCGCAACUGUGACUCAUGGACUAGUGACAGGAAUGACCAUUUAUUGUGACCAGUAAUAUGAAGUUAAUGAGUGAAACAUGAAUACAUGAAUUCGUUAAUGGAUGCUUAUACUGGUCCAGCUAACAUGGCCAUAACUGACAUCUUUUAAGUCAUAUAUAUUUUCACAAACUCUUUCAUUAAACAGAAGUCAGGAAACAAUAUUGAUAGUUUUUCAAAGCCUUUUUUCACAUGUAUUUGAUAUAAAUUUUGGAUUUUUAAAAAAAAUAUACAUGUCAUUAGGCAAUAAGAAAUAGCAAAAGAACCUGGUUAAUGAUGAUAGUUUGUGUGUGACUUGCCAUGAAAAGUCAAAUGAAAUGUUAAAGUGGCAUAUAUUGUGGUAAAAGUAAAGAUACCAAUAUUGUAAUGGCAGAUAGCUAGCUCUUCAGAAAUGGAAUUUAUUAAGAUCUUGUCUGCUGUCAGUGUUAUGAAGCAGAAGAGGUAAACUUGACAGACAGUCCUUUUUAGCGGAAGAUAUUUCUGAAACAAGCAGGGUCUUUUUGAUUCCACACCAUGUUCCUUUCAAAUAUAUUGUUAGAUUUCACUCUAAAUUAUUAAUGAGAUAGAAUGAAAUUUUUGGUUUAAUUUUCAUAAAGUGUUUUAAAAAU
Penaeus monodon (black tiger shrimp) is the source of this 1403-nucleotide messenger RNA. RefSeq names its product methionine-R-sulfoxide reductase B1-like. The record is from RefSeq and is a predicted model, not a curated record. NCBI's taxonomy places the organism in Eukaryota, Metazoa, Arthropoda, Malacostraca, Decapoda, Penaeidae. Gene Ontology annotation, molecular function: peptide-methionine (R)-S-oxide reductase activity.